This is a messenger RNA of Anthostomella pinea, 669 nucleotides long. The record is from the annotation of a GenBank genome assembly. NCBI's taxonomy places the organism in Eukaryota, Fungi, Ascomycota, Sordariomycetes, Xylariales, Xylariaceae.
AUGCCUUCCGAGCUCCGCGUGAUGGUCUGGAAAUAUGCCGUGCUGGACACGGAAAUCAUCUAUGUCAAUCCGGACACGCAGUCUACCCUCGACAAGGGCAGAUAUUACGAGAAGUGGUCUGCGUUGAUGUUCGUCAACAUGCAAAGCCAACACGUAGCACUCCGACACUUCUACAUCAACAUCAGCGUCCGGCACAAGAAGAACAAACAGUCUCGGCUCCAUUUGCAUGUCAUUUCCGAAGACAGCAUUGUCUGUGCGCAUGGUGGCCUCGCGCAACUGAAGAGAAUCGAAUGGGGCAUAAACAGCCACCUUAUACGCCACAUUAUGGUUGACAAUGCAUGCACGCGUCUGCAGCAUCGGGCCAACGUAACAGAUGAGACGAAGGCAUUGUUGAAUCUGCACCUGCGGAUUGUCGAAGCUGCAAUGGGACCCCUCGGGGAUUCAAACAACAUCCAAAAGGCAUACAUGUUCAUGGGGGAACUUUCGAGUGUCGGCCGCAAACUGAGAGAGGAGGACCUGGAGCCAUACGAUCUAUGGGCCAGUACUGGGAAGGAACUGAUGCGCGAAGAGGACAGGCAGAUAAUGGUCGUCAAGAUGAAGAAAACUAUCAACUUCAACGGUCCGGAGCUCGUUUGGGUCCAACUCAAGUCGGCGUCCAGUGCCCCUUAG